Messenger RNA from Harpegnathos saltator (Jerdon's jumping ant), 1634 nucleotides. RefSeq names its product rho guanine nucleotide exchange factor 3. Gene Ontology annotation, molecular function: guanyl-nucleotide exchange factor activity. Gene Ontology annotation, biological process: positive regulation of Rho protein signal transduction; intracellular signal transduction. The transcript has 6 exons. Lineage: Eukaryota; Metazoa; Arthropoda; Insecta; Hymenoptera; Formicidae. The record is from RefSeq and is a predicted model, not a curated record. Bases 79 to 1614 code for a protein of 511 amino acids.
UAUCUCACACGGAGAUUAAAAGCAAAGUGACUAAGCGUAGCAUUUAAGAAACAAGAGAUACAAGCAACUUGCGAUAGCAUGAACGAUGAUUGCAGCACGACGACUAAGGAAACGUUCCAGGAACCGCGGAAGAAGUUUUGGUUGAGAUCAAGAAAACGACCAAAGAGCGAUGCAAUGAGUAUUAGCUCAAUGGACAUCUCCAUAGAUUCUGACAUAGGGAACAAGAAGAAACGACCCAGAAUUACAGAAGUUGCCAGCAGUAUAUUUCCAUCUUUGGUUGCAAUGAACAAACAGAGGAACAUUAUGCAGAGAUCGUUCACCAUUGUACCGGAUUCAGAUCUGUCGAUCAUUGAAGAUGAUGCUGAUAUUGGAGUAUCGCGUAAAAAGUUGAAAAAAAGUACUGGAAGCUGUAACAAUUUGACAAUCAGAAGCUGGCUAUCAGAUGUCGCGCAUACACAGGAUAAAGAAUGUUUGAACACUGUGCUAACUCGGAGUGAAGUCAAAAGGCAGGAGGCAAUUUAUGAGCUGUACUGUGGUGAAAAUGUGCUGUUAAAUGAUCUCUUUAUAUUGAGGGACUUUUAUUAUGAACCAAUAUUACCUACUGGCAUUUGUACAUCCGAAGAGCUAACUAUACUUUUUGGUGAUAUCACAAAUCUUAUUCAAAUACACAGUAACUUGAGAGAUGAAUUGCUUCAACUACGAGAUAGAAGUGGCUUUACAAAGGUUGUAGGCCCAACAAUACUAAAAUGGCUGUCGACAAUAAAGAAACCAUAUUUGGAAAGAUGUAGGACGUUGAUAUGGGCGAGACAUUUGUUGGACGAGAAAAGAAUCGGCAAUAAGCGAUUUCAGUCGUUCUUGAAAAAACGCCUGGAAUCGCCGCGUUCCGUUGACUUGUGGACUUACCUAGACGUGCCACGAUCGAGGAUCGUCAAGUACCCGUUACUGGUGAAGGAGAUCUUGAAACAUACUCCAGUUAGCGAUGCGGAUCAUUCGCUUUUGAAAGAAGCGGGUGACGUAUUAUCUGAUUUGCUGCAGGAUAUCGAUCGCACGAUGGGCGAUGCCGAGUGCAAGCUCGCUCAGUCGAAAAUAAACGUAAAGGUCGAACACGAUCCUGAUAAAUACAUUGCUAAUGCUACGGAAUUAAUUACGAAAGGAUUGCUCAAGGAUACACGUGGACUGAAAUAUUAUUGCUUUCUUUUCGACACAUGUUUUGCAAUAACGCGUCCCAUACGAAGGUUCAGCAAAAAAUACAAUCUCUUCUUACCCGUCGUACCCAAGGAUCAGAUAUGUGUACAAGUGGAGGAUAAGAAUAUCGCGGAAAUCGGUUUCAAAAUUGGCGAGCAAUUUUUUAUAACUGAAGAUGAGCACAAAAAGAGGCACUGGGUCGAUUCCUUCGACAAGCUGCGUCUCAGGAAAAUUUCGGACAAGGUUCUAAACGCACACGACAAGGAGAAUCUACCGAGCGCAGAAUUGUCGAAAUCGAAUUACAUCACAAGGGAAUCAAUGUCUAGCACGAGAACUUCCACGAGCAGUAUUAACGAUAAUUAUUUGUCGUUUUUCAUAAAGAAGAAUCUGCUUAAGCAAAAGCGCAACAGUAUCGGUUACAUAUAUUAAGAGGUUUCUGUUGCAAUUUU